AUGGCCGACCCAGGAAAAGGGGCUGCUUAUUUUCCGAACUCCUCUCAGUCGUCAAUUCUCAAAGAUAUGGAUCUGGUGAACUGGUUGGAGAAAAAAUUGAAUGACGCUGGAGUGUGGUCGGGACGUACCACAGCUUCAAUGUUGUCCAGAGAAAUGCUUGAGGAGCUAGAAACAUGCUUUCAGGCCAUUGACGUGCAAACCAAACUCAAAAUCAUAUGUUGUAUACCUCACAUGAAUCCUCGAAAAAUGAGCAUCGUGCACAAUGCUCUUACAACACUGCUUGACCUUGCCAGUAAAGAUGCCGAUGACUGGGUUGAAACAAUAGCCGAUAUGUACAGGGACAUACCGUCAACGGGAGUGAUAAUCCCUGUCUCCUCCAACAAAGAUUCGCACUUUGCUAAAACUCUGGACGAUCUGACCAAGUGUUUUCAAAAGCAUUUCGAAGCCGGUAAUUUGAAGCUUACACCGGAGGGUCAUAAUAUUGCAAGUACUUCCGUCAACAAGGCCAGUUUCGGAGCUGCUGCAGAGUCUGAGAAAUGUUUCAUUCUUCGAAAGAAACCGAAAUCCUUCAAUCUUUCAAACGACAUGACAAAACGUGAGUACUUCUUUUCUGCCUACUUCUUCACCACACUGGUGUACUCUUUAUUUAUAUACUAG
Molecule: messenger RNA, 657 nt
Organism: Strongylus vulgaris
Lineage: Eukaryota; Metazoa; Nematoda; Chromadorea; Rhabditida; Strongylidae
Source: the annotation of a GenBank genome assembly